This is a messenger RNA of Dioszegia hungarica, 939 nucleotides long. RefSeq lists its product as uncharacterized. The transcript has 7 exons. Bases 1 to 939 code for a protein of 312 amino acids. Lineage: Eukaryota; Fungi; Basidiomycota; Tremellomycetes; Tremellales; Bulleribasidiaceae. The record is from RefSeq and is a predicted model, not a curated record.
AUGUCGGCAGCUACUGACACUCUCGCGGACUGCUGUCCAUGUACUGAUCUCCGCCACCUUCGGAUCUUCCAGAUGACGAGUCACGAAAUCGCGAGAGCGUUAUCCCUCCGGCAAGAGGAGCGCCAGGGCGCCUUCGAUCUGCCAGCGAAGAUCACUGAGGGUGUCCACAACAAGCUUGAGUGGUUUGCGAGAAAAGACGCCCUCGGCAUGCUCGCAGCAACGAUAUAUCGUUACUACGCCGGAAUCCUCGAUUACUCCUUGGACAAAGCAGCCGUGAGGCGUGCGCAAGAUGCAGCCGUGAAGAUCAUCCGGCAACAGGCGCGACUCUACUCCGCUGGCAAGCUACGCAGUAAACGGCUGUUCCACCAUCGUCAUCUGCUUUCGCCUAUUCUGGAGUCAAUUGCAAAGCGCCACCCCGAGGUUUUCCCCGUCGACAGCUCAGACUGGUCGCAUGCCGACUGGUUUCGCUGGCACGUAGUAGAGGCGACCCAGAGCGCUCAAGAUACCUUGCUGAAGGAUAUCCGAGCCGAGCUAGGCCGGGACGGCGUCUAUCCCGGCGCCGGACAAACGAGACCGGGGCCGAUCCCGGAUGCGGAUGUCGAGCAGCUCGCCCGAUUCCUACUCCUCAACGGCGUCCCAUUGCCUCUCCGAAACGCAGAGCAUGACAAGUACGACCAACGCAUCCAGCUGUCUGAUAUGGCAAGAGUGUGGUUCCUCGACUUUUCCGGCAUCUUGCUCACUUUCAGAGCCAUCCUCUACGAUCGGUUCGAAAAGAUCUAUGAGGCGGCGAUGAGGAGGUUUCCUCAGGAGCAGAUGGGCACCGGUGCCGUUGCCGGAGACAUGACGCUUGAGGUCCAAUGUGUGUACACGAAGAAGGGGGUGAAGGCGAGAAAUGAUGGAGAUGGGGAGGGCACGGAUGGUGAAGAUGAGGAGGAGUAG